CUCAUUCAGUAGAGUCGACGAAUAAGCCAAGGCGAACUUGGAACGAUCACGCAUGGUAUUUAUUCGCGUCGACCGGCUGAUCCAUUACGAAACUCUCGUACUCGAACGCGUUUUAUUUGUUGACGAACUGCUGGCGAAAAGGCCGUCCGCCUGAUAACGGACCGGAUUAUCUGGAGCAUAUCGUACGCGGUUAUAUCGCGUGUGCAACGUCAUUCGAGAGCGAGCCAGCAUCAGGAAGAGAUAUAUGCAAGUUGCGGAAAUAGACGAGUCUCGCGAUAGCGCCGUUACUUAUCGUUAGUGCGGGAAAAGGGAAUCGAGGCGAAGCGAACUGUUAUACGUCGUCGAGGAUUCGCGAGCCGACUUAUAACGAUACUUAAUACGUAAAGCCGGCAAUCAGUAUGUAGAUUUAAUCAUCGUGCGAGUGCUCGUGCGCGUCAAAUCCAUAGAAAACGAGGAGCUUUGGAAGCCAAUUGAGCCGACGUCUCUUAAAGUGGAUUAUAGUGAUAAUACCCAUACAUUCCAGCUUGGUCAGAUUUGAAAAGAUUUGUAUGUGAAAAAAAAUUUAAAGUCAAAUUUCUUAUCUUUGUCGAGAGAUUUUUUUGCGUAACUGUCUUACAAAACGCAUUUAAAUAGUGAUACUACACAUAUAUUAUUUUUAAUACGCCAUUCUACCAGUAUGUAAAUUAGAUCAUUGCCGAGAUAUACGCACACAUCAAAACUUUUUUCGCGUCAACAAUUUUAAUCAAAGUUCAAAGUCUAUUUACUCGAACUAUACAUUAAAAGGCGUAUAGAUAUGAUGACAGAUACUGAAGGUGAUAUCACCUCCGAUUUGAUCAAUUAUUCAAAAGACUGUAUUACUACUGGAAAUACACGAAGGUUGUGACUGAAAGCGCGAAAGUUCUCUCUCCGCCUUGACUUAAUUAUAAUUGAUCGACAGACACAGACUUCAUAGACAUAAGCAAUCUUAAUUGCUUUGUUGAAUUCUUAGUCAUCGUGACGAGAAUCAAUUGGCGCUUAUCCCUCCUUCGCAUCGUUCGUGCUUGCGUAAACUUCGUUACGACACACGAGACGGAGUGACGACAAGGAUCACGUCUCGUGUUUCGGACAGAUGCUUCCCGAAGUAGCGAGAGACUGACAGACGAGAGGAGUCGAAGUUUCUGCGAAAAAGUGCUGGCGUGAAAUACGAUUCGUAGACUGGAGUUCAACGUCCUCCAGGGAGAUGAAUGAGUCGGUCCGCGAGUAAAGUCGCAACGCCACGUGACUCCCAUUUUCGAUCAAGAGACCGGAACGUCAGAGAGGAAGUUUUGGAGCAGAUCGAAGUAGGUGCAUAACUUGGAGCACAUUUGCGUGCGCAUGUCACGUGGUACACGUUAUUCCACUCUUUAGAAAAUGCUUAUGCAUUCCAAGAGUGAAGGAAAUUAAAGGAACAAGAGUUUCUUCGAUUGCAUAAUAGAGUAUGGACGCUACUAUCACACAAAACAUGAUCAAAACUUGUUAAUGAUAAAUGUAGUGAUAGAAUCGUCCCAUUUCCCAUUGAUCCGAGAUACUGCGGAUUAUAGUGCAAAGACAUUUGAGAAUUUCGUAGCAGCUACCUCGAUUCAAUUAAAUGAAAAUGGCUUUCGAGUCAAGAUUGUCGCGCUUAAGCGAGGAAGUGCAUCCGAUGCUAAACAAUUCGUUGAGUGACAUACAACGAGUGACAUAUAAUACAGCGGAUACCGAGAAUAAUAACAAUAAUAACAAUAUCAAGAAUGGAAAGAGCCCUUUGCACAAAGAAGAAUCGGCUGUGCAAUAUUCAUCGAAUGCGAAAGGAGUGCUCGCACAGUGUUUAGUAACGGGUGCAGUAUUAUUGUUGGCGACGGGUGGCGGUAUGCCGAUUGGUUACAGCGCUGUAUUGUUGCCGCAAUUGUCAGAGAGUAACAGCACCUUGAAUGUGGACCGCGAUGUUGGUUCCUGGAUAGCCUCGGUUCACAGUCUAGCCACUCCUAUCGGCUCGUUGCUAUCGGGACCGUUGUUGGAUGCGAUCGGCCGACGAGGUAGUCUGCAAUUGUCGGCAAUUCCUCUGUGCGUAGGCUGGCUGAUCAUCGCUUUCUCGAGAAGCGUAAUCACUAUUUUAAUAGGAAGAGUCGUUUGCGGUCUAUCUGUAGGUCUGAUGGCAGUGCCCGCACAGGUUCUGGUAGGAGAAAUGGCGUAUCCCAGCUUACGUGGCUUUCUACUAAUUAGCUCGUUCGCCUCGUACUGUCUCGGUAUUCUGUUGGUUUACGCUUUAGGCGCAUCUUUUGAUUGGGAUAUUGUGGCCUUUUGCGGCAUCGUGCCUCCUAUUACGGCUUUUAUCGCUCUCUGUUUGGUGCCUGAAAGUCCGGCCUGGCUUGUUAGACGGAAUAGGAAUGAAGAAGCCAAGAAGGCCCUUUUAUGGCUCAGAGGUGGCGACAUAGAUCAGAUGAAUGCUGAAAUAGCUCUCUUGAAUGCGGGAAUGAGAACCAAUCUGACUGAGCCAGCUGUAAAUAUCUCGCUGAAGGAAAGGAUCUCCACGGCGAUGUCCACUAUACGAGAUCCGGGUGUGCUGAAACCAUUGAUUAUCAUCAAUAUAUUCAAUAUUCUUCAAUUGAGCAGCGGAACGUACAUUAUCGUCUUCUACGCUGUCGAUAUGAUGAAGGAUAUUGGCGGCGGCGACGUCGAUAAUUAUUUGGCGGCCGUGGUGACGGCGAUCAUCAGAUUUAUCUUCUCCAUUGUAUCUUGCAUUGUUCUACUUAAAAUGGGCAGGCGAUCCUUAGGUAUCAUUUCGGCGCUCGGCACGUCCUUGGCCUCGUUGACUCUCGCGGGAUACAUGAUCGCUCGGAAGGAGGGAUCUUCCGUAGAUGCCUAUGUAUUAGCUGUAUGUUUGUUAUUUUACGUCGGUGCAAAUACCGUGGGUUUGCUGACGCUUCCUGGACUAAUGAUCGGCGAAUUGAUGCCCUUAAGGGCUCGAGGUAUCGGUGGCGGAUGCAUCUUCUUCGUCUUCAAUCUACUUUUGUUCUUCAUCACCAAGUGUUUCCCAUGGGUAAACGCUGCAGUUGGCGUAACAGGAGUAUUCGCUAUCUUCGGCGUCUCCGCUCUUUUGGAAGCUAUCUUUAUUUAUCUCGCCCUACCAGAAACAAAGAAUUGUUCGCUUCAGGAAAUUGAAGAUUACUUCCAACAAAGUAAUCUCCUAUGGAUAACUAGAACAGGAAGAACGAGAAGAAAUAUAUUUGUGCCUGCAAACGGUAAUUCCGCCUGAGUGUUUACCUCUACUUGAUGUGUAAAUAAGAACAAAAUAAAUUUAAUUUAUACACGACUGCGAUAUUAUUAGACAAUAAUUGUAUAUUUUUAUAUUGUUAGUAUUUUAAGAUAUCUUCUUUGUAAAUAUAUCGUGUCGCUCUAAAAUUAUGUGAUUGUGUAAAUAGAAACUACGAGUAAUAAUUAUACCAUAUGUAC
Messenger RNA from Cataglyphis hispanica, 3450 nucleotides. Its product is annotated as facilitated trehalose transporter Tret1-2 homolog. Gene Ontology annotation, cellular component: membrane. Gene Ontology annotation, molecular function: transmembrane transporter activity. Lineage: Eukaryota; Metazoa; Arthropoda; Insecta; Hymenoptera; Formicidae. Gene Ontology annotation, biological process: transmembrane transport. The transcript has 11 exons. Bases 1607 to 3253 code for a protein of 548 amino acids. The record is from RefSeq and is a predicted model, not a curated record.